Molecule: messenger RNA, 564 nt
Organism: Drosophila rhopaloa
Lineage: Eukaryota; Metazoa; Arthropoda; Insecta; Diptera; Drosophilidae
Product: male-specific sperm protein Mst84Db
Exons: 3
Coding region: 211-384 (57 amino acids)
Source: RefSeq, a predicted model, not a curated record
GUUUUUAACAGCUUAGACUGAACACAUCUCUUUCGUAAAAUAAAAUAAAAAUAUGAAAAACUAAACAAAAUUCUAAAUUCGUAGCCAAGGACUGACUUCAACGUACUUCUUCAGCAGCAAAAAAAAAAAAACAACUGUGGCAUUUGUGCUCCAGCUGCAGAUUCUAGAGUUGAUUUACGAGUGUCCCAAGGCAAAUCGAAAGCUUUCAAGAUGGUUCUGAUGCUCUGCUGCAGUUUCGAUCCCUUCUACGUGGGACCCUGCCCACCCGGCUGCCUGGCUCCUCUGAUGGGAGGCACUCCGUACUGCGGAUGUGGUCCUUGCUGUAGUCCUUGCUGUGGGUGUGGUCCCUGUGGCGGUUGCAGCUCCUGUCCCUGCGGCUGGUGAAGCGCACAUCAAGAAACGAAGCCGAGAAGAUGGUCUAUGAUCACGGAUUUAGCUUCUAUGAACGACUGCUGAAGAGUUAUGUUGCUGUUCGAAAUCCUUUUCCUUGGCUGGGCUUAAACAUCCAUGCUCUCAUGCAUAGAAUGCGUUUUUCUAUUAUUGCUGUUCAGAAAUAAAAUGAAU